AUGCAAGAUUAAAUUCAAUAAGAUCUACUUAAAUAACAUAAUUAAGAUGAUGGUAAAAAUAGGAUUAAAAUAAUUAGAUGAAUUUAUGAUAAAAGAGAAUUUGGAUCAUCAUAAAUAACCAACUGUAUUAUUUUAAAUUGGAAAAGAAUUCUUAUAACAGCAUCAUUAGUUAUUAGCAAUUCAUACAGUUCUUAAAUUUAUAGCUGCAUUAACUUUAGUAUAAACAAUUAAUUAUAAUAGAUUAUUUUAAAAGUAACUCUUUAUAGGGAUUAAAUACUACAAAAGAAUUACAAUAAAAUUUUUGAUGAUGCAUAUUUGGAAAUUUGGAUUUAUAUAUCAUGUAUCUAUUUUAUUCAAAUUUAGGUAUUCAUAGUCUAUUUGAAUUUAUUUAUUGCAAUCAAUUAUUAAAGAAGAUUGAUAAUGAAAUCUUGUGUAUUUAGGUGGCUGAAAAAAUUGGGCAAUUAAUCUUGAUAAAAAUUCCUGAAACUUAUAGUUACGAGGAAAAAUAGUCUUAUAUUAAAGAUUAAGUUGAAAUAUUGAAUUAGGGAAUGUUAUAACGAUAUAUGGUAGAGGGGCGAAUUGAAUAAUCAAUAAAAGUUCUUAUUGCAAAAGAAAUCAAAGUUAAUAUUCUAUUUAUAUAAGAAAAUAAUCUUAUAAACUGAAAAGUUCCUAUAUUUAUUAGGAAAAGGAUGCUUUAUUUUAUUCUAAUUUAUAUUACUAUGGGGGUUGAUAUUCUAUUUCCAUUGCGUUAAUUCCAAUUAGGUCUUGGAAAUAUAUACCUUUUACAGAAUAUAUUUAUUUUGGGUAAUAUUAUUAGUAAAUGAAAGGUUGUAUUUCUUGGAAUAAUAUAAUAUUUUAAUUUUUACAUUAAAGUAUUUCUAUUUUUUAUAUUACUCCCUAUUAAUUUUUAUGACUGUUUAAAUAAUUAUUGUAUUAAAAGAAAAGAAAAAAUGAAAAUCAAUGAUUAGUUCAAGGAUUCUACAUUAAGUUUAUAAGAAACUAAUGAAGGUAAUCUUAUUGUUUAUUCUAUAUUAUAGAGAAUAAUAAUGAAUGUGCAAUAUGUAUGAAUAAAUUGGUAGAUUAAGAUGAAAUUAUAAUAAUUACUUGUUUAAAUAAGCAUCGUCUUCAUUCAACAUGUGUUGGAUUGUUAGAUAUAAAUAAUAAAUGUCCUUUAUGUAGAGGGUAUGAUGUACAAACAAGAUAAUUAUCAAUGAAUUGUUGA
Molecule: messenger RNA, 1222 nt
Organism: Paramecium pentaurelia
Lineage: Eukaryota; Ciliophora; Oligohymenophorea; Peniculida; Parameciidae
Source: the annotation of a GenBank genome assembly